Canariomyces notabilis is the source of this 342-nucleotide messenger RNA. RefSeq names its product Sm-like ribonucleoprotein. The transcript is spliced from 4 exons. The record is from RefSeq and is a predicted model, not a curated record. Gene Ontology annotation, cellular component: U5 snRNP; commitment complex; precatalytic spliceosome. Gene Ontology annotation, molecular function: RNA binding. The annotation marks the transcript as partial. Lineage: Eukaryota; Fungi; Ascomycota; Sordariomycetes; Sordariales; Chaetomiaceae. Gene Ontology annotation, biological process: RNA processing; spliceosomal snRNP assembly.
AUGACAUCCACAAUCGGCAUCCCCAUCAAGCUUCUCAAUGAGGCUCAGGGCCACAUUGUCACGCUCGAAAUUACCUCAGGCACGACCUACCGGGGCAAGCUCAUUGAAGCCGAGGACAACAUGAACGUGCAGCUCAAGGACAUCACAGUCACAGCGCGCGACGGGCGCGUCAGCCAUCUCGAACAGGUCUACAUUCGCGGCAGCCACGUGCGAUUCUUUAUCGUCCCCGACAUGCUGAGGAACGCGCCCAUGUUCCGAAGUCGCAACGUUCGUGGCAGAGGUGUCGGUCUUGCCAGAGGAAGAGCGACGGUUAGCAGGGCGAGGGCUGGUGGUCGGGGCGGU